Myodes glareolus (Bank vole) is the source of this 2436-nucleotide messenger RNA. RefSeq names its product popeye domain cAMP effector 2 (gene Popdc2). Gene Ontology annotation, cellular component: sarcolemma. Lineage: Eukaryota; Metazoa; Chordata; Mammalia; Rodentia; Cricetidae. Gene Ontology annotation, molecular function: cAMP binding. Gene Ontology annotation, biological process: heart development; skeletal muscle tissue development; striated muscle cell differentiation. The record is from RefSeq and is a predicted model, not a curated record.
CUCUCCUGCUGGCUCUCACUCCUCAUUCUGCUUGGGAACAACAGAAAGCAGGAUGUGGCUUCGUCGUCCCGUGCUACUGAAGUGUCUGGAGUUGUGGUCCUACUUUCUCUGAGGACAAUGUAUGGAUUUUGCUGAAAACUAAAGGUGAAGAGUAUUCUAAGAAAGCUGGAGCCAGCGAAGUUUGCCAGAAUGCUGCAGGGAGGACGAGAGUGGAGCUGAGAAAGAGAGAGAAGAAAAAACAUCCCAAACAACAAACCUAGGUUUUCAGUCUUCCAUGAAGCGUACUAUGUUCCGGCAUUCUUUCUCAGAGCCACCAGAAGCAUUCCUGCCGGCAAAGGUAGAGCUGGUGGUGAGAAGCCACCGGGGAGUACAGAUUGCUUGAUUUUUUUUCUUCCACUUUCCUUUGUGGAGAGGCCUGGAGAGUCUUUGAGGGCCCCAAAGAUGAGUGCCAACAGCAGCGCGCUGGGUCAGCUCCUCUGGCGGGGGCCAGUGUGCAGUAGCUGGAAGCAGGAUAUGGAAGGUGCCGUCUACCACCUUGCCUGCUGCUUCUUGCUCAUGGGUUUCAUGGCAGGCAGUGGGGUGUACGGCUGCUUCUAUCUUUUCGGCAUCCUGGGCCCAGGCUACCUGUGCUGUGUGCUGUGGGGCUGGUUUGAUGCCUGCGGGCUGGACAUCGUCCUUUGGAACUUCCUGCUGACUGCGGCUUGCCUGCUUCAGCUGGCACAUCUGGUGUAUCGCCUCCGGGUGAAUACCCUCCCCGAGGAGUUCAACCUCCUCUACAAGACGCUGUGCCUGCCCCUGCAGGUGCCCCUGCAGGUCUACAAGGAAAUUGUCCACUGCUGCCACGAGCAGGUCUUGACACUGGCCACGGAGCAGACCUAUGCCGUGGAGGGUGAGACACCUAUCAACCGCCUGUCCCUGCUCCUCUCUGGCCGGGUUCGAGUGAGCCAGGAUGGGCAGUUUCUGCACUACAUCUUUCCGUACCAGUUCAUGGACUCUCCCGAAUGGGAAUCGUUGCAUCCUUCCGAGGAGGGGACCUUCCAGGUCACGCUGACUGCUGAGACCGAAUGUAGCUACAUUUCCUGGCCCCGGAAAAAUCUCCACCUUCUUCUGAACAGAGAGCGAUACAUCUCCCGCCUCUUCUCAGCCCUGCUGGGCUAUGACAUCUCCGAGAAGCUCUACACUCUCAAUGACAAGCUGUUCGCUAAGUUUGGGCUGCGCUUCGACAUCCGCCUCCCCAGUCUCUACCAUGUUCUGGGGUCCUCAGCCUCGGAUGGAGGACCCGAGUCUGAGAAGGAUGAGGAAGAAGUCUUUGAGGCCGCCUUGUCCCCUGCUCAGGCCAGGCCCAUCUGUAUCCUGCCAACACCCCCUUGCUCCCCACCUCCAGCUCCGACCAACUUCCCUGCAUCUUUGCCCCGGGCUAGGAUGCCCAGACCCGACAGUGGCCCCCUGGCUUUCGGAACUCUCCAGAACUCUUCUCAGGUUAUGUCCAGAGCACAGGCCCCUUUGGCUCCAACCCACACUCCUGAGCUUUAAGGAUCACAGAGACAAUGGCUUCGUUUCUAGAUGUCUCCCUUCCGUGUUCCCUGGAUGGCCACUUGUUCUCACAUCCCUCCUCUCAUCCGUCAGAAAGAUCUGGGGCAAGAUGGGGGAAACGGACAUGCCAUGCCAGCCCCACAACUGCGCCAAGGGUGACAGGAGGAAACUUGCCUUCAGGAACCUUCCUCACAGGAGUAGGGGCCAGAGACGUUGGCCUGACUCCAUCUUUUAUGGGCUGUAGGACCUUGGCUGGUUACAAAGCCUCUGAAGCUGGUCUGUCAAGCUAUGAGCUCACCUCACAGGGUUGCUGUGAGGAUCCAGCGAGGUGACUGGGUAGAGCACCUAUGACAUGGCAUGACCGCAAGCAGGCGCUCACUAAAGCACGCCACGCCUCUCCCAAUCUUGUUGUUUUACAUUGUCUGAAAGGAUCCAGUGACUUCCUCCCGUGGGUAUUUUUUGUUCCCAGAUAAGUUUCUAUUGAAAUAGAAAAUUUUAAAUCCUAAUAUUUUCUUCAACUUUUACGUUUAAAAUACAAAUAACCAUGUCCUGCUUAUGAAUCUAGUAUUAGAUGAUAGUUCUUAGAAACAGUUUAUAAAAUUAACCAAUUCAUUUUCCUUCCUUAAACAUUUAAAAGUGACUUACAAGUUGGAUCUAUUCUGCUCUCUUUUUAUCUGAUUAUUUAUUUUGAUUGAGACAGUAUCUGACUACCAUGCCUGAGAUGGGUCUUGAAUUGACAAUCCUGCUGCCUCCCUUUCCUGAAUGCUAGAACUACGGGUGGGCACCACCAUGCUUUGCUGAAUAUAUUCUACCUUGUUGUUCAUCGAGAAGUUCAGUGUGUAUUCUGCUUAUCUACUGCUGUGUAAAACCUAUUCCUAAUACAGUGCCUUAAAACUGUUGUAA